GUUCACUCGCCUUGUCAUGUUCGUGAAUAACGAACAGAGCCUAAAUAACACCAUCUUCAUUCGCUGGAGCGGCUGGGGAAUGGCAGCAUCACCUAAACAUCGUCACCAGCGCAAACUAGUUAUAGAAGCGGCUGGUUGACUUUGGACCAUGACCAACGCACCAAGAAUCGUGCAGAGCGUCAUGAUGCCGCGCAGCAGCCUCUACGUCUAUCUAUGUGCGCUCCUCUACAAGUCACUUGAGCUCAGAUUUCAGGGUGGCUUCAAUGUGACUUUGAUGAGUUUCCACGAGAAGUCAUUUUGGGCUCCACCUUCAAGUGGUCGAGCUGAUCGAAGAGGUAACUACUACGACCGAAGACCAUUCACUGCGGGCAGGCGUCGGUAGGCGAGCGGGUCGAAGUGGCAGUCUGUGCUAAAAAUAACUCGCAGAAUGAUCUCGCACCUCCGCCACAAUUUUUUCCGGCGACGUGUGUUGCUGGUACGGAGUCGCCAUCAACUCACUCACAUAGAACAGCGCAUGCAAGGCUAACAUUGAGAAUGCACAAGGACUGAGCAGAUUUGCGUAGGAAAGUAACAUCUCAGGAGCGACUUCGAAGAACUUCGGCCUCCUCGUCCCCCAGGCUCUUUACGCCAGCUGGCAGAAAGUGACUAACAGGCUGACAGCUCGACAGCUUUUCAUGACGUCUUGCCGUCUAACGCCCGUUCCUGGUUGUCGAUCCCGCACCCUCUCCCCGACACUGUUCCUGGAUUUGCUCCACCCUCGAGUCGGGUUCUGCGCAAAACUGCUUGUUCCAGCGUCUCCUCGUGCCCCUUCCCCAUCAACCCUUCACGCCGCCAGCGCUCAAACUUGGUCAAACCACCUCGGCAGCCCCGCGCGCAUCCAUAUGCUCGCCCACGCUCAUUCCGAAUCGUGUCAGAUUCAUACAGGUUUUGUCACGCUGGCAAGCGCUGAUUGCUACGGACCAUGGAACUCGGGCACGUCUGCGGGUACACACAGGCGUCACUGGCCGGCGUAGGGGACUUUGACCUCGCUCUCAUGCGCGCGUCGAGCACUCAUCCGGAAAACGUAUAAAUAGCAGCUCUCCAGAGCCUCAACGUCUCAUCAACCGGUCUCACAUCCAUCUCUCAACCACCGCUUCUUCACUCAUAUCACCAAUGGCCAAAUACGCUGCUUUCGCUGUCGCUGCUGCCGCUGCCGUUGCCAACGCGCAGUCGCUCAACGUCGUGAACAAGUGCUCUGACAGCGUCACGCUCUUCACCCAGACCUCGUUCGGUACGAUCGACAACAACGUCAACGUCGCUGCUGGCGCCACCACCGACAUGAACAUCUCCAACAACUGGGACGGUGCCAUCAACGUCGGCACUAGCUCGACCGGUGGCCCGACAUGGGACGGCACCACGCCGUUCUCGCGUGCUGAGUUCAACUUCUACGCCGUCCCCGGCUCGGUCACCUACGACAUCUCCCUGAUCUACGGCUACAACGUCGGUAUGGAGAUCUCCUCCUCUGACUCUGGCUGCUCCGCCUUCGCCUGCACUCUCCCCUCAGGCUGCCCCGUCCCCGGCCCUGACGGCUCGUGCUACUCCCCCUGCUGCUCGUCCGUCUCCGCCUGCUCGGGCGGCGCGCUCCCCGCGGGCGGCGGAGGCUGCACGAGCAACGCCGGUCCCGGCCCGAACUCGCCGUUCUACUACAACAGCUGCUACAACGCGUACGCGUUCCCCGACAACGACGGUGCCGCCGGCUACACCCCCGCCGACAACGUCGACUUCACGUGCGGCAACACUGACAUUACGCUCACGCUCUGCCCCGGCACUACCUCCAACAUCCCCAAGUAAACGGGUCGCCUGGCGGAUCGGGAGUGGAUUUGGACUGAGCGCCGGCAGUGUGCUGGGUCCCAGGAUGCGGUGGGAGAAGUGAUUGGGAUGGAUAUAAGUUAUUGUAAAUAUGGAAACUUCGCACUGGUUGUGUACUUUCUUUGGUGUCAGUUGUUUAUACGUUUGGU
Molecule: messenger RNA, 1997 nt
Organism: Coniophora puteana RWD-64-598 SS2
Lineage: Eukaryota; Fungi; Basidiomycota; Agaricomycetes; Boletales; Coniophoraceae
Product: Osmotin thaumatin-like protein
Exons: 5
Coding region: 1153-1830 (225 amino acids)
Source: RefSeq, a predicted model, not a curated record